Helianthus annuus (common sunflower) is the source of this 3376-nucleotide messenger RNA. RefSeq names its product probable LRR receptor-like serine/threonine-protein kinase At1g07650. Bases 213 to 3200 code for a protein of 995 amino acids. The record is from RefSeq and is a predicted model, not a curated record. Lineage: Eukaryota; Viridiplantae; Streptophyta; Magnoliopsida; Asterales; Asteraceae. The transcript has 24 exons. Gene Ontology annotation, molecular function: ATP binding; protein kinase activity; protein binding. Gene Ontology annotation, biological process: protein phosphorylation.
ACAAUAUACACAUUUCUCUAUCGCCAGUUGUAGUUGACGUUACUCUCACUCUCUCUCUCACACACACAAACACACACAUUCUCCCUCUCUCUCUCUCUAUAUAUAUAACUAUCUAUAUCUCUCUAUAUCUAUCUAUAUAAUACUUGCACCAGUAUAUCUAUCUAUCUAUAUAUGAUAAACAAUCGAUAACUGGAGGUGCUACAAACAUCACAAUGAAGAAGAAGGUGUUAACCUUCAUACUUUCACUUAUCCUAUUCACAAAUCUCGCACUCGCACAAUCAGCAAAGCUCGACACACAGGAAGUGAAGAUACUGCAACAAAUUGGUGAGAAAUUAGGUAUAGCAGGGACGAAAGUAUGGGAUCUGGAUAAGAAUCCUUGCAGCGGUGAAGGAAAUUGGGGCAUCGGUGAGUACAGAAAAGGCGUUAAUGUGUCAAUUGUGUGCGAUUGCUCGUUCGAGAGUAAUGCUACCUGUCAUGCUGUUGAUAUAUAUAUUAAAUCGCAAAACAUCUCGGCUGCUCUUCCGUCUGAGUUUUCCAAGCUUCGGUACCUUCGAACAUUGGAUCUCAGUCGUAACUACCUCAAUGGAACAAUUCCUUCCGAAUGGGCUACUAUGCAAUUGCACAACCUUUCUCUCAUGGGAAACCGGUUCUCCGGGCCGUUUCCAAGAGCUCUCACUAGAAUGACCACCCUCCGAGACUUGAGCUUAGAAGGAAAUCGCUUUUCAGGAUCCAUACCCCAAACGAUUGCAAACCUGAAAAAUUUGGAGAGACUAAUUCUAACUUCAAAUGAGUUCACUGGAGAGCUGCCUGAAGCACUUGGCAAUCUUACCAACUUGACUGAUAUGAGAAUAAGUGACAAUAAUUUCACUGGAAAGAUACCAAACUUCAUAAGUCGGUGGACAAAGAUUGGGAAAUUGCAUAUACAAGGCUGUUCUCUUGAAGGACCGAUUCCUUCUAGCAUAUCUGUCUUAACACAACUAAAUGAUCUGAGAAUCAGUGACUUGAAAGGGGGAGCUUCUAGUUUCCCGAAAGUACAGAAAAUGACAGAACUGAAUAAAUUGGUACUUAGGAAUUGUUUGAUCCGUGGAAAAAUCCCUGACUAUAUCGGGAGUAUGCCUUCUCUGAAAACACUAGACCUCAGUUUUAACAACUUGACUGGAAAGAUCCCGUCAUCUUUUUCACAACUAGGAAAAACAGAUCACAUUUAUUUGACAGAAAAUAAUCUUACUGGACAUAUACCUGCAUGGAUCUUCUCAAGUACCAAGGACGUGGAUGUUUCUUAUAACAAUUUCACUUGGGAUUCUUCUGGUCCAAAAACAUGUGAACGAGGGACAGUAAACGUGGUGGAGAGCUAUUCUUCGUCAACAAAUAAACAAAAUAAAAUUCCUUCAUGUCUCAUGAAAGAUUUUCCAUGUACUAGACCGAUUGAAGAACAAAUCUAUUCUCUAUACAUCAAUUGUGGUGGCAAAGAAGUAAAUAUCAACAACACCAUCGAAUACGAAUCUGAUACUGAACGAAAAGGCGCCUCAACAUAUUACAACGAUAGAAAUUGGGCGUUUAGCAGCACAGGAAACUUCUUAGACGAUGACCAUGAUUCCGAUGUUUAUAUUCUUUCCAACACAUCUAGGCUCCAUAAUGUUUCCACAUUUGAGACCGAAUUGUACACAUCAGCACGCACCACUGCUAUUUCUCUUACGUAUUAUGGAUUGUGUCUUCUAAACGGUAACUAUACGGUUAGACUCCACUUUGCAGAGAUUGUUUUCACCCAAGAUAACACAUUUACUAGCCUCGGGAAGCGUGUAUUCGAUGUUUAUGUGCAGGGAGAGCUGAAACUAAAGAAUUUUGAUAUAGUAAAAGAGGCUGGAGGUACCGGUAGGCCCGUUAUAAAGAGUUACAUGGUUAAUGUGAAGAGCAACACACUCAAGAUUCAACUUUUCUGGGCUGGAAAAGGCACUAUUGGAAUUCCUCUAAGAGGAAGUUAUGGUCCAAUCAUAUCAGCUAUAUCGGUUCACCCGAAUUUUAAGCCCCCAAAUUUUGAUAAAAAGAUUGAUGGUCGUUUACUAGUUGCAACGGUUGGUGGAGGACUGCUUUUAGUAAUUCUAAUCGUUUUUAUCUUGUGGAGAAAGGGCUACAUUAUGGGUGGAAAAGCAGCCGAUAAAGAGCUUAGAGGUCUAGAUCUACAAACCGGAAUAUUCACGCUCCGACAAAUAAAAGCUGCAACUAAAAACUUUGAUCCAUUGAACAAGCUUGGAGAAGGUGGUUUUGGUGCGGUUUACAAGGGUCAACUGUUGGACGGGACGGUAAUCGCUGUGAAACAACUAUCAUCAAAGUCGAAACAAGGUACCCGUGAAUUUGUCAAUGAAAUUGGCAUGAUUUCAGCACUACAACACCCGAAUCUUGUCAGACUUUAUGGAUGCUGUGUUGAAGGGAACCAGUUGUCUUUGAUUUAUGAGUACAUGGAAAAUAAUUGCGUAUCUCGUGCUCUUUUUGGGCGAGACAAAGUGUCGAAAGCAAAGCUGACGUGGCCCGUGAGGGUGAAGAUAUGCAUAGGGAUAGCUCGAGGUUUGCUUUAUCUUCAUGAAGAAUCACAGCUGAAAAUUGUGCAUAGAGAUAUUAAGACUAGCAAUGUUUUGCUUGAUAAAAAGCUCAAUGCAAAAAUAUCUGACUUCGGUUUAGCAAAGCUUAAUGAUGACGGAAAUACACACAUCAGCACUCGCAUUGCAGGAACAAUAGGUUAUAUGGCUCCAGAGUAUGCCAUGCGUGGUUACUUGACUCCUAAGGCAGAUGUUUAUAGUUUUGGAAUUGUGGCGCUAGAAAUUGUUAGUGGAAAAAGUAACACCAACUACAGGCCAAAAGAAGACUUUGUUUACCUUCUUGAUUGGGCAUAUGUUUUACAAGAAAGAGGAAGCUUGUUAGAACUGGUUGAUCCAGACUUAGGAUCAGAAUAUUCAUCAGAGGAAGCAAUGACGAUUCUGAAUGUGGCUCUUUUAUGCACGAAUGCAUCACCAACGCUUAGACCAACCAUGUCUCAAGCCUUGAACAUGCUAGAGGGUCGAACCAACGUUCAAGAUUUGCUAUCGGACCCGGGUUUUUCAACUGUAAACCCUAAGUUUAAGGCAUUAAGAAACCACUUUUGGCAACACCCUAGUGAAACCUUCACCGUGUGUGAUGACCCGAGUACCGAGUCCCUGCUCCCUUAAUAUAGGUAUUAGGUGUUCAAGAAUUAUUUAAAAAAACAACUAACAAGCAUGCAAAUGUGUAUCUAAUUGUGUAUAUGAUUAUGACAAUAAACACUCAUAAUGUAAGAAUGUGUUAGUAGUGCCUCUAUUAUUAUAAGAGUCAAAACUUAUCAAAGGAUGAGUUUUAGCCUUUCUUU